CACACAACAAAUAAGUGAAUCGACGUGUCAAUACCGAAUUCGCGGUGGAAUAAAUUUGUGUAAAUAUUGUAAAUAAUGAAUAUCCAAAGUAUUGGCUCUUGACGAUCACUCAAUUCACGUAAUGGAACGUAUUCAGUGAUCUCCAGUGAUCUAAUGUCACACGAACUGCCAAAUCGGCCUGUGUUAACCUCUCUUUUUUCAUUUUUGUACAAGUUUUUUCAAAGUUUAUUAUCUUUUGGUCCUCAAAAGAUGUUGUGAAAUUUCGCUGAACACCGUCUUCCUCCGUAGUGGUCAAUUAUUCUCACUUUCGUACUCAUACUUUUUUAUUGAUAUUUUAUUCAUUAUGCUGAGGAGGAGGAAUGUCAAUUUGAAAACAGUCACCCAGCUGGACGCUUUUCCAAAGGUGCCUGAGAGCUAUACAAAUAAAUCGGCUGUUGGUGGAACCUUUUCAUUCAUAACAUUCUGCAUAAUAUGUUAUCUGAUAAUCUCUGAGACUCGUUACUUCCUGGACGCGAGGCUGUGGUUCAAAUUCGAGCCGGACACUGAAAUCGACGCUAAACUAAAAAUAAACGUCGACAUAACAGUAGCAAUGACCUGCGGUAAAAUAGGAGCUGAUGUCCUGGACUCCACGAAUGAAAACCUCCUGGAAUUCGAGCCCCUCUCCGAGGAGGACACCUGGUGGGACUUGUCAACCAAUCAGAGAUCCCACUUUGAUUCUCUCAAACACAUGAACUCGUACCUGAGAGAGGAGUACCACGCGAUCCACGAACUACUGUGGAAAUCCCAUCAAGUUGCAUUCAUGGGCGAGAUGCCGAAACGGAGUACGGAGCCUAGUCAUCCACCGGAUGCUUGUCGCAUUUAUGGCAGCAUAAAUGUCAAUAAAGUUGCUGGGAAUUUUCAUAUUACCGCUGGCAAGUCUCUCUCACUGCCGCGGGGUCAUGUGCAUAUUUCUGCAUUUAUGACUAGUCAGGAUUAUAACUUCACACAUCGAAUUAAUAAGUUUUCGUUUGGAGAUGAAAGCCCUGGGAUUGUACAGCCCCUCGAUGGAGAUGAAAAAAUUGCUGAUGAAAAUAUGAUGUUAUAUCAAUACUUCAUAGAAGUCGUUCCCACCGACAUCCAGACAUUAUUAAGAACCACUAAAACCUACCAAUACAGUGUGAAGGACUACGCACGACCAAUAGACCACCACAAAGGCUCCCACGGAGUACCAGGAAUUUUCUUCAAAUACGACACAAGUGCAUUAAAAAUUAAAGUUACCCAAGAGCGUGACUCUGUGAUUCAAUUUCUCGUAAAGCUCUGUGCUGUUGUUGGGGGAAUAUUCGUGACCAGUGGAUUGAUCAAUAGUAUUGUUCAGACGUGUUAUUACGUCAUUUCUUGUAAAUUUUUCAGAAAUAAUGAGGUCAAGGACGAGAGAAAAAUUGUGCACAACUCGAUUAUCAAUGAUAAAGCAAUAACACCACUCAAUCUUGUGAAUGUUGCUGCUCCUGAGACCAUUGAUGUUACGUUGAAGCCUCAAUAAAAUGUUUAUAUAGA
Diachasmimorpha longicaudata is the source of this 1533-nucleotide messenger RNA. Its product is annotated as endoplasmic reticulum-Golgi intermediate compartment protein 2. Gene Ontology annotation, cellular component: COPII-coated ER to Golgi transport vesicle; membrane; endoplasmic reticulum. The transcript is spliced from 4 exons. Gene Ontology annotation, biological process: retrograde vesicle-mediated transport, Golgi to endoplasmic reticulum; endoplasmic reticulum to Golgi vesicle-mediated transport. NCBI's taxonomy places the organism in Eukaryota, Metazoa, Arthropoda, Insecta, Hymenoptera, Braconidae. The record is from RefSeq and is a predicted model, not a curated record. The coding region runs from base 344 to 1519 and encodes 391 amino acids.